AUGGAGCCUUUGUGUGGCACCUUGAGCGUCGUUGCUGGCGUUGCCAGCAUAGUCUCCGUCAUUGGCAAAUCGGUAGCGACCCUGACACAACUACGCCAGAGGUAUCGGGAUGCAGAGCUCAAUAUUAGUCUUUUGACAGGCCAUCUUCGAACCGUUCGGACUGCCCUGCUCCAAGUUCAACGUUGGGCAGAAUGUCUAUCGGAGGACUCUCAGCAUUACCAGUUGAUGCUGGACCUGGGGGACGCCAUCACUCAUUGCAAGUUGCUCGUCGAACACAUCGAUAAUCAGAUCUCGAAAUUCCAGUGGAAUGACGAGGAGCUUUUGAGAAUUGGCAGCAAAGUCCUCUAUCUUCUCGAUGACCAGGCCACCAAAGACUGUCUCACCCGGCUAGACCAUCAGAUCAAUGCUCUCAAUCUGUGCUUGACCGCGUUUCAAUGUCGGACACCGACUGAUCAGAAACGUUUGCUCGAGAGAGAUGACAGCAGAGAAGUCUUCAAUCAAGCCAAAGACGAUGCCACGUCUCUCGGGGGUUUCCGCGAUUCUGCCUCAUUCGCCACGUUCAGGACCAGUCUGUCUACAGCCUCGAAGUUGUCAAAGACGUUUGACUUUGACGGUCUGCUUCUGCGACACAAGAUCUACCAGAACUCCUUUCGGUCUAUGCUCCGGCGUGCCAACAGUCCCACGGAAGAGCGCACCGGGGAAAAAGGCCAACGGCGGGCACUCUCUGACACCCCCCUCCUUCAGCUCAAGAGCACUGCGCGUGACUCGGCCAUGAUUGAUCUGAAGCUCAAGCAAGAUGCCCGAAAGUUGAGCAAAGAAGUCAAGAUCCUUGCCGUUGGGGACAAACACGGAAGAUCCGCAAUUGUCAAGCACAUGAGACAACGGUACGGUCGGCCCUACUCAGACUCAGAAGUCGAACAAUAUCGGCAAUCAAUCACAUCUCUUGCCAUCAAGGCCCUCGUGGCUAUUUUGGACUACGUCAAGGACACUGGAAAUGGCCUCGUCAGUCAGGUCAGCAGGGAUCAUGCGGACAUCAUCCGAGACUUUGCGGAUUCAGGGGCACCCGAUUGGAAAGUCCCCGUGGGCUUCACACCGUCUGUCAAACACAUAUGGAACAAUUGGCACGUUCAACAAGCGUUCUCGGUGAUGCGGCAACAUGGGCAAACUGCUUACUAUCUCAACUCGAUUGAAAGAAUCUGUCAGGCCGACUAUACGCCCAGCAACAUGGACAUCAUCCGAGCUCCUGAAGCCAUUGACACCAUGAAGGAGACGGAAAUCGUCAUGAACUCGUCCACACUGCGCAUUGUCGAACUCAAGGAACAAUAUGCCAUGAAGAUCAUCUCGCAAUUUGCAGACGUCCAGUUCUGUCUCUUCGCCAUCGAUCUCACAUGCUAUGAUCGAUAUCUUGAUGACGCGUUGAGGUCGAACGAACUUGUGGAGAGGCUGUCAGACCUCAAGAUCAUCUGUCGAUCCGCGUACUUCUCCAAAAGCAUCAUCUUGCUUAUUUUUACCAACGCCGCAGCUUUCAGAAAACACAUUGCCAUCUCGCCCAUGAAGUCCCACUUUGAGGACUACAAUGGGGGCAACGACGUCAACGCUGCUACGAAGUAUAUUUUGAAGAGGUGCAAACAAGUCAACAUGAUGGAAUUGCCGUUGUUCUGGCACAUGUAUGACUAUGCGGUCGACGAGGGCGACGCUGAGGCAAUAGAUCAUUUCUUCAUGCAAUCUGCGGCGAGCGUUUCAGCGGUGUCGUGGCUGAGGGAGAUGGGCAUUGGAACGCCGUAG
This is a messenger RNA of Fonsecaea erecta, 1785 nucleotides long. RefSeq lists its product as hypothetical. Gene Ontology annotation, molecular function: GTPase activity; G-protein beta/gamma-subunit complex binding; G protein-coupled receptor binding. Gene Ontology annotation, biological process: adenylate cyclase-modulating G protein-coupled receptor signaling pathway. Gene Ontology annotation, cellular component: heterotrimeric G-protein complex. Bases 1 to 1785 code for a protein of 594 amino acids. The record is from RefSeq and is a predicted model, not a curated record. NCBI's taxonomy places the organism in Eukaryota, Fungi, Ascomycota, Eurotiomycetes, Chaetothyriales, Herpotrichiellaceae. The transcript is spliced from 3 exons.